Messenger RNA from Acomys russatus (golden spiny mouse), 470 nucleotides. It is a transcript of the gene Kcne1, whose product is annotated as potassium voltage-gated channel subfamily E regulatory subunit 1. Gene Ontology annotation, molecular function: potassium channel regulator activity; voltage-gated potassium channel activity involved in ventricular cardiac muscle cell action potential repolarization; transmembrane transporter binding. Lineage: Eukaryota; Metazoa; Chordata; Mammalia; Rodentia; Muridae. Gene Ontology annotation, cellular component: membrane. The record is from RefSeq and is a predicted model, not a curated record. The transcript has a single exon. Gene Ontology annotation, biological process: ventricular cardiac muscle cell action potential; regulation of ventricular cardiac muscle cell membrane repolarization; negative regulation of delayed rectifier potassium channel activity. Bases 55 to 447 code for a protein of 130 amino acids.
GCAUUUUCCCUUUCAGGACUUUUGCUCUACAUCAGAGGAACCUUGAAGCCCAGGAUGGCCCUGUCUAACUCCACGGCCGUGCUGCCCUUUCUGACCUCGCUGUGGCAGGAGACAGCGGAACAGGGCGGCAACGUGUCCGGCCUGGCCCCGCGGAGGUCUCAGCUCGCAGGGGAUAGCAAGCUGGAGGCGCUCUACAUCCUCAUGGUGCUGGGCUUCUUUGGUUUCUUCACCCUGGGCAUCAUGCUGAGCUACAUCCGAUCCAAGAAGCUGGAGCAUUCCCAUGACCCCUUUAACGUGUACAUCGAGUCAGACGCCUGGCAGGAGAAAGACAAGGCGGUCUUCCAGGCGCGCGUUUUGGAGAGCUGCAGAGCUUGCUAUGUCAUUGAGAACCAGGUGGCCGUGGAACAGCCCUCCACACACCUUCCCGAACUGAGGCCACUGUCGUGACCCUCACACAGGCAGGCCCUGCG